Temnothorax curvispinosus is the source of this 1821-nucleotide messenger RNA. RefSeq lists its product as uncharacterized. The transcript has 9 exons. Lineage: Eukaryota; Metazoa; Arthropoda; Insecta; Hymenoptera; Formicidae. The record is from RefSeq and is a predicted model, not a curated record. The coding region runs from base 45 to 1655 and encodes 536 amino acids.
CUGGCCUAUUAAUCAAGUUCUUCAGAAAUGCAUUCUCAUUCCUGAUGCCAAUGAUAGUUAUCUGUGUAUUCCGCUCGUUCAUGCUGGGUCACAAUAAAUUCUCGGUUGUUGUUUGGCCGGAUGGUGGUACAUGCGUGGUGGCAACUAAAUGGCUAAAUGAAUCUAAAGAGACUGUCGUGUAUCCUCCUAAAACAAAAUGCUUUACGAGACUGGUAAUGUCUCUUGUGGAUGUGAAAGAAGACUGGGAAGAAUGUAACGUUGACUUUUUGCACAGUUACAAAACGUUUAACCUUGCAAGUAAAGCUGUUAAACUGGCCGCCGAAGAUAAACCCAUUGACUCCAACAUAGAGACUGAUUACGAGAAGCCGCGGAAGCGUCAACCUCCAGUCAAAUUUCAGAAUCAGAGUUCUGAUGAUGUUAGUCAGAGUUCUGAUGAUGACGAUCGGGAAUCGGAAAAUAUGCGUAAAAAAUGUAAACGGCCUGUUGCAAGAGAACCCCGUCGAGAAAUGCAACGUACAAAAAGCGAGGAACGUGAAAAGUGCCAGAAUGUCUCUCAAGUAAAUAGUGUACCAGCUCCUGCAGUAAAUAUCAGAGAGCAGCUCGCUGCAUUGAAAGCCCAAGUUUCUCAUCCAAUAAAAGCAUCGAAGGGCAACGGAAUUAAUUCGAAUACAAAAAGAAAAGUCUUGACCGCAAAGAAACUUAUCAAAGCAGUAAAUAAAAAAGUGUUUCUUGAAAAAUCACAAUCGGAAGAUAUUCUUCGUAAUUGUGGAAAGAGCCCUGCAGAUACAGAAAAUGCAAAUGCUACUGAUUUUUCCAAUGCAGAUCUUCAUGCCUCCAAAAACUUGUGUCAAUCCCCAUUGAAUGUUGACGAUAUGACUUCUGAUUCAGAGAUGCUGCCCGCAACACAAACGUCAACAGAGUCUAAAAUUUCCUCUUCACUGCAUGAGCUGGGAGGUGAAAGGGACCAAAGUGAAGUUUUCCAAAGCAAUAAUGAACUUAGUGAUAGCAAUGAUAUGCAGAACUUGACGGAACACAGGUCUGCACAGCAAGACCUUGCUAAUAGGGAUAACUCAGUAAAGAGAAAUACCGUAAAAUCGUUCUUGAGAGGCUCUGGCGACUUCUCCCGCAAGAAGGGAAAAAGAAAUGACAAAAGCACAGAUAUCAUGUGGAUGUGGGACGUUCUUGACAAUAUUGUCAAAAUUCAAGAAGAAGAACGCCUCAAGCUCGACAACUUGGAACUUAAGUUAGACCGUAUCAUAAAAAAACUUUUUCCAGAAGAAAUAAAAUUGAAGCGACCACACGGAAUCCCAGCAUUUCCUCUACGUACAGAAGAGGAGUGGGAAAAACUGGAAGAAAUUCUCGCAGAUGACGAUGCAUUUACAUACGUGGUAGAUGUCUUUGCGGCAAAAAUGAAAAACAAAGAUUCAGAAGUUGCUGCUCUGCAGUCUGUACUCCCGAAAGUGAUCACGAAUUCCUUAUCCAGAUCUAUUAGUUGGGGAGGUACUCAGAAAACCAAAAUAGCUUUCAACAAGAGUAAAACGUAUGAGGCUAUACAAGCUGCUAUUCUGCAGAAAUUUGGUAAAACAGUCGACUUAAAGAAGCCUGAAGAUUACGUGAAACGUUGGUUUAGCACCAGUGCUCAGCAUGUGGUAUAAAUGCAAACAAUUUUUAUUAUUUUUGAACGUUAUACUAUAUAAAAAUAAGAUUAGUGCCUUUUUUAGUUUGUCCUUUGUACAUUUGGUGCAGAAAAUGCUGACUUUUUUUUACUUUUACCUUAAUUAAUAGUCUAUGUGCAAUAAAGGCGUAUCGCUUUUGUUUGUA